This is a messenger RNA of Gastrolobium bilobum, 1040 nucleotides long. Its product is annotated as chromatin assembly factor 1 subunit FAS1-like. Gene Ontology annotation, cellular component: nucleus; CAF-1 complex. Gene Ontology annotation, biological process: nucleosome assembly. Bases 120 to 974 code for a protein of 284 amino acids. NCBI's taxonomy places the organism in Eukaryota, Viridiplantae, Streptophyta, Magnoliopsida, Fabales, Fabaceae. The record is from RefSeq and is a predicted model, not a curated record. The transcript is spliced from 5 exons.
AGUUCCCUCAUCCUCAGGGCCUUAAGCAGAACGAAAGGGAGAAAGGAAUUAGGGUUUGAAGCUGAUAGCAAUCACUUUCGCUUUUUGCAUUGGUUUUCUCCCUGCUUCUUUUAGUGGAAAUGGCGGAUGCUGGGGAAGGCGAUGCUCGAAAAACUAAGUGUCAGGGUGGCUCCACCGGGAAGCGGAAGAGGAAGUUGGAACAUCUGUUUGCUGGUGAUAAAGAAACACGGAUUGAAGCCUUUGAGAAGGAGCUUGAAGCAUUGUUUGGAUACUACAAGGAGGUGAAGAAUCAGAAAGUUGGCGUGGAUGUGAGGUAUUACGGUUCCAGAAAUGCGACGGUUGGGGUUUUAUUGGAGGAAAGCGAGUUUCCAUUGGCAAGGCUGGUAGAUGAGAUUCACGAUACGUUGAAGAAGGUGGAUCCUGAUCCUGUGACUGUGACACACGCCACAGUGAAGAGUUGCGUGAUCUCCGUGGGGCAGAGGCUCAUGUACGGCGUGACCAAUGACGAUGCUGAUAUACUGGAGGACCAUUCCGAGUCCUGCUUGUGGUGUUGGGAAACAAGGGAUGUCAAAUUGAUCCCAGCAUCUGCUAGAGGACUGUUCAUUUUUCGUCGUACUUGCCGGAGUAUGAUACACGAGAGAAUAACGGCCGUCUCUGAAAUGAUAUCGUCACUGAAGAAGCCAGAGAGUGAACAGAAUUACUGUGAUGGCUUGAUAGAGGCAUCAGCAGAGCUUGAUAAAGCUUAUAGCGAGGAAGAUAUCCGAUUUUUAAUGGAUUCCUUAAUGCAGAAAAACAGUGUAGACAUGACUCAAGCAAAAGCUAAACAAGAAGUGAAAUCGAUACUUCAACAAUUGGAUAGACAUAAAAGAGAAGUGAAGAAAGGGAACAAAAGCAUGGACAAUGAACUGCAAGGGAAAACAUUGCUUGUUGGGGUUUAUUUGGCUCAGCAGCAGAUUUGGGAUACCAUUAGGUGAUUGGUUUCUGUUUGGCGUAAAGUACAUGUCUUUUUAAGGGGGUUCACUCACUAGAUGUGCAGAGGG